Leptopilina heterotoma is the source of this 2460-nucleotide messenger RNA. RefSeq names its product eukaryotic translation initiation factor 2 subunit 3-like (gene Su(var)3-9). Gene Ontology annotation, biological process: positive regulation of translational fidelity; formation of translation preinitiation complex. Gene Ontology annotation, molecular function: GTPase activity; tRNA binding; translation initiation factor activity. Bases 151 to 2160 code for a protein of 669 amino acids. The record is from RefSeq and is a predicted model, not a curated record. NCBI's taxonomy places the organism in Eukaryota, Metazoa, Arthropoda, Insecta, Hymenoptera, Figitidae. The transcript has 4 exons. Gene Ontology annotation, cellular component: cytosol; nucleus; eukaryotic translation initiation factor 2 complex.
UUCUGAUCCCUGGAUGCGUCACUUCCCAUUACUUUGCUGUUGCUCGUUCGUUAACUGCUUUUGGUUCUUUUGCACAUGUUGAGUGAAAAGUAAAUUUAAAAACAAGAAGAUUUGUUGUUUCUUGUAAUUAUUAAUAUUGAAUAAUCAAUAAUGGGUGGUGAUGAUAUUCUUGGUGUUACAACUGGACAGCCUAAUUUAUUGAAACAAGACUUAUCAAAGCUCGAUGUGCAUCAACUUUCUCCUUUAUCACCGGAAGUCAUUAGCCGUCAAGCAACAAUCAAUAUUGGUACAAUCGGUCAUGUAGCACAUGGUAAAUCAACAAUUGUCAAAGCUAUUUCUGGUGUGCAAACUGUUCGUUUCAAAAAUGAACUUGAACGAAACAUAACCAUCAAAUUAGAGGCUCGUGCUUGUGCAGCAGAUACUAGCAGUGGAGAAAAGGCUGGACUACCAGAUGAAGCAGGCAAAACGAUCAACGGCUGUCAAAAACGGCCCAUAACUCUUGGAUGCUUUCAACCGACAGCGAAGCAGCCAAAAAUUGAUGAUCCAUUGUGUGAUUCUCAAACAUUGACGUACUUAGAAGAAAAGAGAAAAACAGAUGUAGUUGUACAUGAUAGUGAUAAUUGUUUUAUAAAAGAAUGUGAGACUAUUGAAAAUUAUGAUAAAUUUUCUCCGAUACUUCAGAGCGAUACUUCAGAUAAGUAUUUUGUUCCAAUAUCAAACAUGAUAAAACUUGAGAAAUUGAAAGAAGUAAGAAUAGUUUUAGAAGAUAUUAGUAAAACAAUGAUGAACUUGAAAAAUAAUAAAAAGAAAGUCAAAUCUGGAAAUAUAUAUGAAGUUGAAAGGAUAUUAGACAAAAGAAUUACAAAUGGCGUAAUUUUUUAUUUAGUAAAAUGGAAGAGUUGGAAUAUGGACAAUACCACAUGGGAACCAAUUAAACAUUUGAAUGAUUGUCCAAAGGCUCUAAAUGAUUUUGAGGAAAGUAGAAUUAAAUCAUUAGAAGAUUUUCAAAUGAAAAUUCAAUUUUAUCCGAAAAGACGGGAAGUAGAGAGAUUCAUGAAGAAAUUAGUUAAUGAUGGUGCAGAAUUUGAUGAAUCUGAAUUGGAAGCAGAAGAUUAUUUAUUCAAGAAGAUAAAGCAAUAUACUAGAACGACUCAAAUGAAACGUGAUAGUAUUAUAGAAAAAGUGAAAGAAGGUAUUUUACGACUGCAGCUCACGAAGGAGAGAAAGAAAACGAAUAUCUCGUUGAAAGAUUGGGAACAUGAAAUUAACAGUAUAACGCAAGGCAAACCUAUGAUACGCGUUGAAAAUAUGGUAGACUUGGAAUGUGCGCCACAAGAUUUCUUAUAUAUUGAGGAUUACUUACCAGGUUUAAAUGUAACGAUUCCAGAAGAUCCGCCAAUUGGCUGUGAGUGUACGACUUGCGAUUCAAAGACUAGAUGCUGUUUUGCUCAAUGCGAGAGUUCAUUUCCUUACACGUCAACAGGUAAAAUUCGUUUACCUCCCGGCACACCAAUUUACGAGUGUAAUAAACGUUGCCGCUGCCCUCCAGACUGUCAAAACAGAAUCGUUCAGCGAGGCUCUCAAGUGAAACUUUGCGUCUUUAGAACCGCGAACGGUAGAGGUUGGGGAGUUAAAACAUUGAGGAAAAUCAAGAAAGGGACAUUUGUUACACAGUACGUUGGCGAAGUCAUCACUAACGAGGAAGCUGAGAAACGCGGUAAAGAAUACGAUGCUGCGGGACGAACUUAUUUAUUCGAUUUAGAUUAUAACGAUACGGAAGAUCAGUGUCCCUACACUGUAGACGCGGCUGUUUACGGAAAUGUUUCGCACUUUAUCAAUCAUUCUUGUGAUCCUAAUUUGUCAGUCUACGGCGUUUGGAUUGAUUGCUUAGAUCCCAAUCUUCCGAAAUUGGCUCUAUUCGCUACAAAGAACAUUGAACAGAACGAAGAACUUACAUUCGAUUAUAUGUGUCAGUCAAUUAGAAUGCAUGAAAAAAAUAAAACUUGUACCGCUCAAACUCUGAAUGGAUCUUUAAAUGUUCCUUCGGAAUCGCGAAAAAGAUUGGAACUACCAUUAACCUUGUCUGAAGAAGAUGUAACUUUUGAAAAUCGGACUAGAUGUCGUUGUGGAUCAAAGGUCUGCAGGCAGUAUUUAUUUUAAAUAGUCUUUCGAGUCUUUCAAAGAAUUAAUCAGAUCAUGCUUUAGUGGAAAUCUCGACAAAAGAAAAUAGCAAAAUAUUUGACACAUUCAUCAUUAUUAUGCUCUGUAGCUCAUGUAUAGUAUCUUAAAUGAGUUUCUUACUCAUCAUGUGCAAACAAAAAAUCGAACGCGAAUUUACAUACAAAGCAGAAUAAUCACGCAUAUAUAUUUAUAUAUACUUUCAAAAAAAGCAAUCUAUACAUGUAGUUUUUGAUAUAACAUAUUUCACUUCUUAUUCAUUGUUAACAAUUAUUAUUAUUA